GUCUCUGUAUCAUAGUGGUAGGAUAUGCCUGCUAUAUGUUGGGGUUAUUUUGGCGGAUUGCUUAAGUACGAUUGUGUUACCAUCAUUUUUUCUUUUUCGGUGUGGCUUUACCUCUUCACAGUUAGCGGUUGCUAUUUGGCUGUCAAAUGAACCAGCACAGUAGAAAUAUCAAAGACUGCUUUCGAGUUAUCUCUACUCAGGGGCUGAUCAAGCUUCUGUUUUUGGAUAAAACUAUUUUAUCUAUCUCACAAAGACGAAAGUAGAGACUUGUCACCUUGUGAUCUUCGAGAAAACUGAUAUAUAUUUUUGAAGAUCUGGUGUGAGCUUGUUGGGCACGAGUUCAUUCUUUUUGUUUGUUACUUUUGGUUAACACGUCAGCGGUUUUACAGUAACUGGCACGAUGAAAACAUUUGCCAUAUAUCUUGACUCUGAAGAAAAACAAGGGUACAGCACAGGUGAUAUCGUUUCUGGUGUGGUGCUGUUUGAGAACCUUGAGACACUGUGGGUCAGAACACUGCUGUUAAAGGUCCACGGUCAGGCAUCUAUGAGCUGGGGUGGCUGUGGCCCUUCCGCAACUGCCCCAUUUCCUGUCUCUUCUGAUAGUACAUUCUCUGAAGAAGUGGAGUAUUACCAGCACCGACAAAUUCUUCUGAGUCCGCCUUACAAUGCAGGUGAAGAAAACCUAGUUGCGUUACAGCCUGGCAAGCACGAGUUUCCAUUUCGUUUUCAGCUUCCUCCAAGGACCUUGCCAUCGUCUUUUGUUGGAAAAUAUGGACGAAUUCAAUAUUGGAUUAAUGCCGUUUUGGAACGUUCGAACAAUAAGCAAACUGUUAAAAGGGAAUUGCCAGUUAUUAGCCAUAUUGAUGUUGGCUCUCCAGCUUUACUGUCUCCGGUGUCACGAAGCAAAGAACAAACAGUUGGUUGCUGGCUUCUUACAACUGGUCCCAUAUCACUAAGUGCUAAAAUUGAAAGAAGAGGAUAUUGCAAUGGUGAAGCGAUACCUAUAUAUGCUGAGAUAGAGAACUGCUCAUCCCGUCUGAUUGUCCCAAAAGCAGCAAUAUUCCAAGUGCAAACCUAUUUGGCCAAUGGAAAGACUAAGAUCUUUCGUCAAAUGAUCGCUAAUGUGAGGGGAAGCCAUAUUGCAUCAGGUCGCAGUGAUUCCUGGAAUGGGAAAAUGCUGAAAAUUCCACCCACUAUUCCAUCCAUUUUGGAUUGCAGUAUCAUUAAAGUUGAAUAUUUGUUAGCCGUGUAUGUUCACAUACCUGGUGCUAAGAAAUUGGUUGUAGAAUUACCACUAGUGAUGGGAACAAUUCCAUGCAAUGGCCUUGGCAGUAGGACAUCGAGUGCAUGCAGCCAUUUGAGUAUGGACAUGAGCUGGUUGGCGCAGACAUUGCCAGAGCACCCUGAAGCUCCACCAAACUAUGCAGACGUAGUGACUGAAGAAGAAUUUUCUAGCUAUUUGCCCUCUUGCCCACAGCCAGCUGUCUGGGGUCAACAGUUUGGUGGACAUAUUGUUGCAUAUAUACAAGAGUGCCGCUUUCAACCUCCACCUUUGUAUUCUGAGUCUGAUCUUUAUCCACCCAGUACAGAGGAGAGACGGCACGUUUCCUUCAUGAUUUGAAAAAUCGUAAAGGACCAUCCUUAAGCAACUGCAGCAUCAACCAAAGUGCAUUUAUGAGACACGCACACUGUUGUCCCUUUUCUCGGUGUUAAAUAGUGAAAAGGAGAUUUGCGGAAAUAUGUGGACUCCAAACAGAAUGACUGGUCUGUAGAGGGAGGCUUGUUCCAGCUCUGAAGUAGAUGCACACCCUGAAACAUUCCAAGAGCAUGCUAAUGGAAGAAUUUGGCUGUGUCUUGGACUUCACUCAAGUUCACUCCAUGCAUAAAACAUUUCUACUACAUUUUUUAUUUGAAUUAACUGUGAAUGUUGGCAUAUUUAGACAUUCGAGAAUUCCUGGGCACAAAAUGCUGAAAUUUGGAUGAUAAUGUUACAAUAAUGUCCAGACUGUACUAUUCCAUGGAUGUUGGAUGAUAAUGUUACAAUAAUGUCCAGACUGUACUAUUCCUUGGAUGCAGUUAUGGAGUCUUGAAGUAGUCCUUUUUUUCUCUCUUGUGCAAUUGGAUACCAAAUGAAAUGCUUUCUUAAACAGAAAGUGUUUUAGUUUGGUAUUAAACACACUAUAUUAAGCACUUUCCAGUAUUUAGGGAUGAGCGAAGCCAUUAUAAAUGGUGGUAUGCUAGUAUAGUUUUUUUUUUUUUUUUUUUUUUUUUUUUUUAGUGCAAUAUUAUGAACAAAGCGAGAAGCACUUGAUAGUAGCAACAGACUGAAUUAGUUUAAAUAGUUUCAGUUGAAUUUGAUUAAUAUAUAUUUUUUCCAAGGGAGAUGUUACCUAUUAGAUGGAGUAACAUGAUGAAAUUAGGUAGAUAACACAUGGGCAUGAAACACGUUUACCUACUUAAGUCAUUAUUAUUUCAGUCCGCUGAGUGCAGUUUCUUCUGAAGAACUGCCCCCUGAAAUUUCUAUAUAUUUAAAAAUUUAAAGUAUUCCUCUGUCCCCUUCCUUUCCUUAAACUUGAUGUUAUGUUCUAUUAGUCGUCGUCCCCUCCCCCCACAUCCAGGAGAUUUCUUAAGCAGGGUUUGUACCGUAAUCUGUAGGUUCAUGUCUGCGUACACGCAAGCACAGGUUGUCCAAAAUUUUGAACUGUAUUCAACAUUAUUUUUGUCAAUUGUGUAGGGACAGUUGGAAACUUGUCUUUGUACUGUUGAUGAUUAUCCUUGCACUACAUUAUCCACUUACCUUUCUUACUGCCUGUUGAUUGGGUACUUUUAGUCCAUUUAACUUGAAUACAGCAUAUUCUCAUUCCACUUGUCCUCUUGUUUUUUCUUUGUAAUUUGCAGUCUUUCAUGGAUCUUGUGUUUCAAUAUGGAUGCAUUUUUAACAGUAAAAGUAAAAUACUGUAUGCACCUGUUCAUUUGAUAAGGUUAGCGCUGUACUUUAGACCAUACUUGUGUUGCCAUGCCCUGUGGCAUCCUGUUUUCAUACCAUCUUUUUAGUCAUUGGGUUCUAAUUCUUCAUAUCUUUGAGAGCAUUUGAAAGCAUUUGAAACUCUCCUGAUCCUCCGCAUCAUCAUUUAUAUAGAGGUUUCCUCCCCACCCAUGACAUUCCGCUGGUAACUGAGUUUUCCACUGUAGACGCAGCUUACCAUUGCCCUGUGGACUUAACUUGUAGUUAGCUUUGUCCUGUCUUGUACCUUUACAGUAGGGCACUAUGUAGUCUAUAUUGCUUCAUGAAGCACAGCAUUCAGUCUUACUGAAGUGUGCAUAAGCUACCUUCAGAGCAUCUCUGUGGUCUGCUACUUUAGUUAGCCAUUUAAAUAACUUUGUAUUUGUGACUUGGCAUGAUUUGCCUGCUGCUGUUUUCCUCAGUGUCUUGCAGGUAAUUCCUCCAUGGGUCCCUGAUUUUACAUGUAGCUAAUGUCAGGGUAACUGGUCUACAGCUUCUUGUCUCCAUUUUGUUCAGUCCUGUAAUAAUUUGCAUAUUUUUAUUCUUCACAAUGAUGUGAUUUUUUUUGUUUAUUCUCAUAAGUGAGGUUGCCAGAGUUGACUUUAAGGCUUUUACAGAUAGUAGCUGAUCAGUUUCCUUUCCUGAUAACCCUAGCUUGGCACAAUUCUGAAAAUUCUCUUCUAUGCACAAAAGUACAAGUGCCACUUUACACAGUGUGCCCUGGGUGUGAGGGUGCAUUCAGCCCUUGUGCUCCCAGUUCUUAGUUCACACUAUUUAGAGCAUGAUCCUAAUGUACGGAGUUGUAAUGAUUUCCUGUUAAUUGCCAAAACUGAAGAAAUGUUCUAAAUGUUUAUGCAGUUACCAGAUCGCAAGUAGAGUUCCUUAUUAAAAGAAAGGCAGAGAGGUCCACUCAUUCCUUUGUCUUGCUUGCUAUAGAUGAGCUGUAUUUUUAAUUUUUGUGGCCCUUGCUUCAAGCCUCUCUCUGUGUACUGAUUCAUUUUUCCCCAGUGAUUGAUUGUGGCCAUGUUAUUGGUUGGGGCAAAAGUCAUUUAAGGUUGGCCAUCUUCAGUGGGUAGUUUGGAUGUGUUUUGGCCUCUCCACAGUCUCUGUUCUGGUCUAGUGUGCAAUGAUAUCUAAAGAAUAUUGUGUCUGUGGGUGAACUGUUGAGGCAUUCCUCUUAUUUUGUAGCAGGUUCAGAGCCCUGUUUUUGUGAUGUAGGUAUUUGAGUUAGCCAGUAAUCCUCAUCCUGCCCCAGGGUAGGUGAACUAGAAAAUGCCACUUAUUCUAACCAUUCCCACUAACUCCUUGGGGACAAAGUCUGCUGACUGAACCUUGGUCUCUUGGGUCGCACUCUGAGCUCAACUCUCUUGUUACCAUGGAGCCAUCUGUGGAUGGGCAUUAAUUUUAAUGCAAAGGUUGCAUUUUAGCAAGCUAUGCAUAUGCUUUAAAGACAGAAAGGCAUUCUCCAUUGACAGAAGCCUUGCAGGAGAGGGGUGUUUGUGUAUGUCCACUAGCUGGAUGAGUAGAUCCCUGUUAGCAUGUAUGGCUUCUUUCAUGUUUGCAGACCACGUUGGAGACAUUCUUCAUAAAUUUGCAUGAAUCUUGCCUUGAUCUGACAUAAGACAUUUCUCUAUUUGGAAUAGAAUUAGAGAACCUUCAGGGUCUAUCAUUUCUGUCAGUAGAAAGUACUGAGUCAUAGCCUUGGCAUUGUGAAUGAGGAUGCAGCAGAGGGUGCAGUUUCAGACUUGCUGCACCUCUUAGGCUUUGUGUUUGCCACAGAUGAUAUGGCUGCAUUUUCACACUUGAGGAAGCAGAUGGUGUGGAGCAUCGGCAGUUGUACAGUCAUGCCCUAACAGAUAUUUGGUGAUUGUGAUUUUUGUUUUGUCAUCCGGUUCGCAUGAUGCAGACAUUUCCAAUCUAUAUCUAGUUUGUUUUUUGUUUCUGCAGCAGAACCAGUCAAAGAUGCAUGUGUCUACAGUCAAAGAUGCAUGUGUCUAGUGGGUUAGGAAGUUCAUCUUGGCUCCUCAGUAGUUUAGUAGAAGUGCUACCUUCUCCGCCAGCCAUGAAGAAUGAUUGCUCACCCCAACACAUCUAGAUCUUUUUCGCAGUGUUCCUUGUUGUUAAAUUCUGCAAAGGAAAUUUACAUCAGUGCUCCUGCUGCAGUGUUGCCCAGGCAAACAGGUUAUGAUGUGUAUUUAAACAAGCAAGUUGCCAUGCGCUGCAUACCCCUUUUAUAGAUUCCUAGAUUACUAGGCUAAUGACCUGGGGGGUCCUUUUUAAUCCUAGCCAAGUUUUCCCAAAAGAAUAAUGGUAUCCUGUUUCCAAAUAAGACAUUGAGCACCAGGCAUGUAUAAGCUACCUCUCUCCAUAGGGGACGUGGGUGCCAGGCCUGGGGUAAAUUUCCUAUUCCCUAUCCAUUGGCAUCGGUUAUACAUAAAUUGGGUAAUAGACUGUCACCUUCAUGUGGAUGAAGCUGAGAAGCAUUGAAAAUUGUGGGAGUGGGUGUAGAGACAUUGUCUUAACAUCCAUGCCCAUCCUGGUGAAGAUAGUGUGCUAAUGUCAGACUGCAGUUUCAGUUUUGUCAAGGUCUUGAAAAUUUUUUUUCUUUUUGUCUUCUGUAGGUAGGACUUUUGCAUGCUUCCCAGAUGUAGUAUGACCUGAACAAUGACCUCGUUCAAACUCAUUGGAAAAUGUGCUCCAACCCAUGUUUUAAUUGGUUGUCACAGCAAGGAUGACCUAGUGACAUAAUGUAUAUACUCUUCUUUUUCAGGGAAUAUUUCCACCUUUCUUGUGAUUCUAAUUCUUGUAGAAUCAUUUGCAGAAAUACCAAGACUCCUUUCCAUCAAUUGGUGGCCAAGAGGAGUGUAAUUUCAGGUUCUUAGGUUUAGUAAUGGAAGAAAUCGGUCUCCAGUACAAGCCAAAAAAGUCCCAUUUCAGUUUGCGCAACAGCCUUCUCUUUCUGGGAUGGCUGCUUCAUUAGCUGUCCUACUUUUGCGUAAACCUCCAGUGGAAGUUUUUGAGGUGACAGUAAUUGCCAGAAAGCCCCUUUUCAACAGACUUUCCUUUGCCAAGUAGUAAGGGUUCUCUAAGCAGAAAUGAAGCUCUGCGCUGCUUAUGUUUAAAGUACCUCAGAGACCCGUUUUGACUUUGGUUUUAAUUAUUCCUUAGUCAUGUAUGUCCAUAUCAAUUUGUAUGGAUGUUUUCAGUCUCUGGUACUGUACCAUCUGGACAAGCAGUUCCGAAAAAGAGGGGGAGGGAGGAGGAAAUGAUCUUUGCUGGCCAUUAAAGACAACCAUUUGCGUCAUUGGAGCUUAAGCUGUGUGGGUCAGGCUUUCCCAGCCCUGUUUAACUGUUUUUCAAGCGGUUUUUCAUCUCUUGGAAGACCAUCCUUGUCUCCAUUGUAUUUGUUUUUCAGCUGCGAGCCCUGUAGUCACUGAUUUGCAGGAAUAUAAUUUGGUCUUUCACAAGGAUGUUGCAUCUGAUAUUUCUUCUGAAAGUGGUCUCAUAACGUCAUACACCUGACCCUGCUUUCCUCAUUUUGUUUGUCGGUGCGAAAUGUAGAAGAGAAAAGACUGUUUUGUAACACUGAAUGUGCAUUAGUACUCAUCAUGUUGUGAUUUAUCAUUGUUUGAGGUCUAACGCCACUGCCUUUUGAUAGAUGUUCUCUCUGUCUCGUUUUACUUUUACCUGAAAUGUUCUUUGUAAGAUUUGUAUGAUGUCAUGUAGUGGACAUUUCUUCACAGCAGCUGCCACCUGAGUUUUGAAAUUGUGUGCAUUUCCACAUCUGUUAGUAGUACUAGAUACAACAAUGAUUUUUUGUAACAAGUUACAUGUUCAGUCUGCUGUUUUGGUGUACUGAGAUUUACUCUGCUGUUAGAUAUUUUUUAUAGUACAGGUUUUAGGUCAUGUCUGAUAUGUUUGUGUCCUGUCCUCGGAGCAGAUUUUCUCUAUGGUAUGUCAUUGUAUGAAACUUUUUUUAUGUAGGUAAAAAAAAAAAACUUAAUUUACAAAGCCUUAAUGUCACAAGUGGUAAACUGAGGUGCACUAGUAUGCCUCUGUUUCACUACUUUGAGCUUGUAGUUAACAUCUUAAAGCCCUUGUAUCUGAAACAGUUGUAGAAACUUGCAUUAAUAUUCUUGUAGCGAGUUUUAUGUGACCAUGCUACUGUUAUCUGCAAAUAGCUCACUUAUGAUUGUGAAGAGGUCAUUGAUAGACAGAUGUAAUAGCCCACAGAUGAUGAGUUGCAACAUCAGUCUAACUACUGUGAUUCAUUGCCAUACCCACGUUUCCUCAUCAGAAGGGGGGGGGGAGUAGCCAUGUCAGGGUAGUGGCUGUAUUUUAUGUAGAGCCUGCAAUUAAGCUCUGGUACCCAGAGUACCUUUCAGGUGAACCUGAUGUCUUAACUGUUCAUUGGCUAUACUUUUUAUUAUAAGAUAGCCUUUUGUGAAGAAAGGGAGGAAGAAGAAAAUAACCCUUUCCUUCACUGUUGGUUGCACUUCUAGCUUUGGCAUUUAGCUGAUACAGCUGAUUAAGAUGUGAUUGUCAAUUGUAUGUCAGUAAAGGGAAUGGCAUCUCCGAUUUCUAAAAAGGAUUUACUUUAAUGGGUGAAUAACCAUAAAAGACUUGAUUCAGUUGUGAAGUUAUACAGUUGUUGAAGAGUGUUGCUGGACAGUGACUUUAGCAUAGUGGUUAAGGUGUUUACUUUACAGCCACAAAUUGCUAGGUUUAAUUUUCACAUGGGAUAAUUGGCUAGGCAGUUAGCCUAAUACUAAUAUGUGAGCCUAUGAACCUACCUGUAGAUAUGUGUAAUGUAGAAAAGCAAGCUCAGAUACUUGUUCCAAACAUAUCUCGAAAUAAGGGCAGUGAGCAGUGUGGAAAGGAAGUGUGCCAUAACUAAUAGAGUUGCAUGAGCAUCGAAGCGCUAGAAGAACUUUCUAAGUAGAGCCGUGGACAGUAGGAAUGUAGAGCUGCCUGGUUGUUCAUUUUAUUUAAUUCUACAAAAGAAUUAUACCAGCAGUUGUCAGGGGGUCUGGGAGUUACUCGUAUCCUGUAUGAGUUGUAGAGAAGUCAUUGGAGUUGUGGAUGUAAUACAAAGGAGUCCACAAAGGUUGGACAGUGGCAGCCAAAGCUUCCUAUUUUGGACUUUUCAGAAUGAUGAAUGUGAGGCAGAGGCUUGCUCGGUCAUUUCUUAAGGGUGGUGGUCCCAGUUAAUGUGAAAUUGGUAGUGUUUGCAUCUUGAAGAUAGUCAGGCAACAUAAAAGGAUAUACGGUAAAGUAUGUUAAGUAGCAGGCUAUAUAUUCAGAAAUAUUUGCUUCCAGAAGACAGGAGGUAAAUGAUGCCUCUCAGAUAUGUUUGAGAUUCCAUACAUACAUUGUCGAAAUGUAAGGGGAAAUAUGUUCAUAAUACUGAAGUGCCUUACAUAGACCAUAAAAAGUCAAAACUCACAAUGCUGAAAACCUCUGCACAGUUUCUGUUCAGGGGAGCAAGCCCCCGUUCACUCCCACACCCCCAACUAAUUAUGUACACCAACUCUGUUAUCAUACUACGGGGGAAGCCCCCCCAAAAUGUAAUUCUGUUUGGCAUUAUAUAUGUUAUAAAUUUUAAGGCAUGUCAUUAAAAGAGACAGAAUUGAGGACAUUUUGAAAUUCUGGGUAAUUUUGCCUAGAAACACUAUUCUUUUGCUGCUGUUAUGUUAUACUGAUCUGCAUCCCUUUUCUUGUUUUGGAAUGCUUGUUAGCUUAAAGAUGUGAGCAGCAGAUCAGUUGCUACAGUUGUAAUUUCCUUGCUAGUUUUUCAUAGUGAAUGAGGGAUUUAGACAGUUUGAAGCUGUUUAGAGCUUCUUGUAACUUUAUAAUUUGCCAUUUUGAAUUUCUCAUAAAAUAAGUAAAACAAUAACCAGUAUUGCCGAAAAAUAAUUGUGUUUUUUGGGAGGCAGGUACCCUUACCUAUAUACGGUCUCCACUGUCAUACAACUCUGGCAAAUCCAGGAAAGAAACAUGACUUCCCCACAUUUGCAAUAACCGAAUGCAAAAAAUGCAAAUUCAUAGCAAAGAAGCAAAGUACAAAACAACUAAAGUAGAAGAUGCACAUUUAAGCACUGUUCUUCACAGUGACGGUCUAGCUUCCCCACUGACUGACCCAAUGUUGACUCAUUUUUUUCCACAGGACUAUGAGUCAAGAUCAGAGAGUGGUGUCAUUGUCAUCUUCCUUGGGAUCAGGUUUUUUCUUCAAGUCUUAGUGUCCCCUGCCCUGGCUAUGACUGACCCUUUGUGCUUAUCCAAGAGUGUAUGUGUGUUCCGCAGGAUCAUGGUACUCCUCUUAAAACAACUAUGAGACGCUUCCUGCUGUGGUGGGAAGCUAGCAUCUGCCACUCCAUUUCCACCUUCCCUAUGUCUGCUUCUGUAGUGACUGAGCUGAUAGUUGAUUUUUGAUUGUCUAGAGUAAAUUUAGGGCAUCAUCCUCCUUUGUCACAGAACUGGCUAAUGUUAAAGUACAAAAAAUAGAUACAUGUGCACUUUAAGCCCAUAUACCAGUGGUGUGCAAACCUAGGACAUUCUGAUAAAACAGGAUCUUUUUAGUCCUGGUUUGCUUAAAUUGCUUUCUGCUAAAGUGACCUAGGUUGAACUGUGUGAUUCAUUUUACAUUUUUAUAAUAAUCAAGGUAACAGUGAAUGGUGUUGACUUCUUAAAAAAAUACAGUAAUCUGACUUUCUGGGGCUCUGCAGUUCUGUGAAAAGUUUGUCAGUCAAUGAAGUUGAUAGGGAUGAAAAUGUCAAAAUUUGACACACUGCUUGCAUGGUGAUGUGCAGUGCAUGUUUAUAUCUUUAGAAAUUGAGUAUAGCCUAGUUCUUAGGGAAGAGACGUUGCUGGCCACUGCUAAAAUUUGCUAGCCAUGGCAGAACACUUUCAUGAGGGAAUAUGAUGACUGUUGGUGAUCUGUGUGACAGUGUCAUGGGCACUUGAUCACAGACUUGAGAAUAGAAAAUUGGUCAGGCAGGCUGCAUAGUUAUUUGUGUGUGUGCAGGCUCAUUUCCAAUUUAAAAUGAAAUACGUUCUGAAAAGGAGAGGAGAGCGUGUUGUCUUCUCAAAGACUUUACUUCUAAGUGCAGAAGUAAAGACAAAUGCAGUUAUACCAAAUAUCGCUAGUUUUGUUUAAGUUGUGUAGUAUAACACUUGGAUGUUUGUGAUGAAGGUACUUUACUUUGCUAAAGAUUUUGAAGACCUGGAUAUGGGGCAGCCAGAAGUUGGUGCACUGUAAUUGCAUUGUCUUCAGUGCAGUGGAAAGCGAGAAGAAGGGAACAUGAUGUUUGUUUCUCCACAGUUGUUCAACUGUUUUUGAUCUUUACAAGUAAGGGAGUCUAAGGGGCCAAGCCUACCACAUGAGGGGGUGCAAUGGGGCUUACCAUAUACAAAAAGCUGGUAAAAAAAAUGUUUCUCCAGUAUCUUUGUUACCUUUUUGAUGUUAGCAGGUCCAAGGUUUGUGCAUCGCAUAUUGUCAUAGAUUGUGGGAGAAGAGUGUUGAAAACGCAUGAAAGAAUAGGGCCGAGUUUGUAUUACAGAUGUAUGGCUCCAGUGUUUUUCUUUGGGAGGAAUCCAUGAGGAGGCUUGAAGAAAAUGGGAGUUGUAGAGAGAAUUUACAUACUGGUUCAUGAAUGUUUUAACCUUUAACCCGUGAAACGUCAAACCUCUAGGGGUUCGUACACCCUGCUAAUAACCAUAGCUACUUAACAUACUUUAGUACAAAUUGCAAGUUAGCAUGCUUCCUUUUUAAAGUAAGGUCAUCUUUGAGCAUCUCAGUUUAUGUAGCACUUAUUACAUUUCAUAUUCUAGUAGUACAAGUUCAUGGAGGCCUCAAAAUGUUUGCGUAUUUUGUGUAAUGAUCACACUUAGUCAUUUGCAUUUUUGCUGAACUCCCAUCUUGUUGCAUACAUAGUUACAUACAUAGGUUAGUACUAAGCUAACUGCCCUUGCGAGCCAUUUUAAGCCUAGCCAAUUAUUCCUUGUGAUACUCAAACGCUGCACCUUGUAUUUGUAAGGCAAACACCUUAACCAUUAGGCCACCCUCCCAACAGCUUUAAGCUGAUGUUCACUAGCUGGGAUUUGUAGAGAUUCUCUCCACCUUUGCUAAUUGACCAAUGAUGGUUGGUCAGUUGAGGUGACUGAAAGAAUCUCCCAAUUCAGAGACAUGGUAAAGCGAUUCAAAGAAACACUUCAUAGUAGCUCAAUGCCAUGUCUUUGAAUCUAACAUAGUGCUGUCAGACCUGAACUCCUUACUAGCCCUCCUGUAGCAUUAACAUUGGCAGCCAACUGCAGGCAGAUGUAAAUACACAUGGUGCUGCUUCACUUAUUUGUAUUGAGAACCACCAUAGGCAUUAGUAUGUGAACAUCAUCAAAAGAUAGUGUUUUCUUUUUAUUCUACUGAAAAACUAACUUGCCACAGUGAUUCUCUGAAUCGCUGUGCUGAGUUAAUUGGGAAUUAUAGUGAUUUCCAUGGGAGAGUGCAUAGUUGGCUAACAUUGGCUGCUCCCUUGGAAUGCUGCAGUAGCAUGCGGCUUCCCCAGCAAGACCACAUUCUUUGCUGUGGCCUCCACAGUUGGGAAAAAUGUAGAAGUAGAGCAGUCUAAAUUUGAAAGGAUUCUCACAGUGUAGAAGCCUUCCAAGAUGAGGCUUUUGCAUUGUAGUAAGCCUUUCUGGAUCCCUGGGAAUGUGCAACUGUUAGAAAAGUUUGUCAUUUAGUACUACUCCUUUGACUGAUAAGCCUCUUAAGUGAAUCAUCAGGAUGAUGUGUUUUGCAGUAUAAAUAAAGUUGCAUCAUAAUUUCAGGAGUUGUUUACUUUCUGAGUCGCACCUUUUUUUCAUCUGAUCCUACCUAUGCAUGAUGUAUUUCGCACAGACUUGUUUACGGAAAGUUGGUUAUGUAGUUCUACAAUUUGUGCCAACUACUGAUGUCUGUUUCUUUCUCUUUCUCGUUCACAAAGUGCAGUUUUUGCAUUUUCAUGCCUGUAAUAAUUUGCACUUUUUUUUACAAUGGGGCCUUACUGU
This is a messenger RNA of Protopterus annectens (West African lungfish), 12046 nucleotides long. RefSeq names its product arrestin domain containing 4 (gene ARRDC4). Bases 401 to 1621 code for a protein of 406 amino acids. The record is from RefSeq and is a predicted model, not a curated record. Gene Ontology annotation, molecular function: ubiquitin-like ligase-substrate adaptor activity. Gene Ontology annotation, biological process: protein transport. The transcript has 8 exons. NCBI's taxonomy places the organism in Eukaryota, Metazoa, Chordata, Ceratodontiformes, Protopteridae. Gene Ontology annotation, cellular component: plasma membrane; cytoplasm.